AUGGCACGUUUUGGAUUUGGAUGGGAUCUUGUAUAUAAAAAGUACACAGCUCCUGAACAAGUGUGGGAUGAAUACGAAAAUGCACAUCCAAGUAAGAAGACUACGCGAGAUGAAAUUUUUGAAGAUUAUGAAGACUUACAGCUAAUAUUUGAGCAAGGAUUAGCUACCGGGAAAAAUGCUAUUGGUUUAGGGGACGAUACCGAUGCAGAAACGUUUCGAGCUAAAGAUAAUGGGCCGUUUGAAUUAAAUACUAGAUCUUUUGGAUAUACUGGGAAUGAAGGAUCUCAAGCAUCAAGGUUUUGGGAUUCAACUUUGCCAAGAAGCACAAAAGGCCCAUCAGAAAAGCUACCUCGUAAAAAGAAAGCUAAAAGUGUUGAAGGUGGAGAGUCUAGUAACUCAAACGUGGAUGGUAUCCAUAUGGAGAAGUCCUUUAAUGAAAUGAUUAGAUUAGCAAUCAGGUUGUUAGUUUGA
This is a messenger RNA of Eruca vesicaria subsp. sativa (arugula), 471 nucleotides long. The record is from the annotation of a GenBank genome assembly. NCBI's taxonomy places the organism in Eukaryota, Viridiplantae, Streptophyta, Magnoliopsida, Brassicales, Brassicaceae.